AUGAACACAAGCAACAGAACUCCAGGCAGCGGCUACUUUCCAAGCAACGAUUAUUUCACGACUGCACACGCUCCUGAACGAGAACGCGACCACGACCACGAAGACGUAUUGGAUAAUGGAUCAAUGAAUUCGUCCGCAAAUGGAUAUGGCCGGCCGCGCGAGGGGCGCACAGGGGGAUACGGAGGGACCUAUCUCGAGUCUCCCUCGCCUGGCGACUCGAUGGAACAGUUGUCUCCCCAGGUAUCCGCGCGGUCGCGAGGUCGGGAUAUAGACGAUGGCCCUUCAUGGGGCGUUCCUCGAGACGAAAGCCGGUUUAGAAGCACCGAGAGACAGAGGCGGGAUGAGAAUACCAGGCAGCGGAGUGCCAGUCGUGGUGGACGAGGCCGGGAGAUAAAGGGGGCUGAGGAGAUCGAUGAUGUCGUUCAAGGUAUCGAAGAUGAGUGGGAUUUCAUGGCGAACGACGAAUGCGUUCCCGUCCAGGUUGGCCUGCAGUUGAUGGAUACAAGCACACUCGGACGCGCAGAUAGAGAACCAGAGUUUAUACGAACACACAAUCAGAUCCAGCAGGCGUUGCGAUCAGUGGUGAACGAGCACCAUCACGGCUUUAACAGUCUACUCGGGACGUACCAUAACAUUCAACUGAACCUACAAAGCUCCCAACACCAAAUUCGAUCCCUGAAAACGGCUCUCUUGGAGGCAAAGGCUGGAUUGCUCACUAUGAAGCCGGAAUUGAAGGAUCAGGCGGUGGCAUCACAAUCAUACGACGACAUCUUACAGCUUUUUGAACUGAUUGAACACGCCCAAUCCCUCCCCGAAAAGCUUGAGGCACGGAUGUCGGACAAGAAAUUUAUUGCUGCGGUAGACAUACUUAAUGAGGGGACCGUUCUACUUCGUCGUCCGGAGCUUGCGAAUAUAGGUUCGCUAGGCGACCUUCGAACAUAUUUCAGCAACCAGGAAACUUCGUUGACGGACAUCCUUGUUGAGGAGCUACACGAUCAUCUGUACUUGAAAUCACCAUACUGUUGUGACAGGUGGAAACCCUCGUCUGAUAAAGAUGGAACGUCAACUGGCGGAGUUGGUGGAACUGCUCCUUGGGAGAAACCGCUUUAUCAAUACCUAUCGACUCUAGAUGCAGUCACACCCUUUGUGGAAGAUUUAUCACGCAACCCAGAGUCCGACACUUUCUAUUAUAUCCAUCUUGUUUUGGAAGCUCUGCACAAGAUGGGCAGCUUGGAGCUUGUGGUUGACCGAAUUGAACAACGGCUCCCUGUCGAAUUGUACAGUGUUGUUGACAAGACAGGUGCUGAGGUUAACAACAGGCACCCAAACAUUCAAAAGGACGCUCGGGCUCCCGGUACGGUUCCAGAUUCCACCUCGGAACGAGGGCAUCUUCUCUCUGAAUUCUUAUGGAACUUGUACGCCAAAUUCGAGACGAUUGCUGAGGGACACCGCGUCAUAUAUGAAGUUAUCAAUGGCAUCGUAAAACGAGACAGCCUCCCGAACGAGGUCCACCUGACAAGCAGCUUCCAGGAAUUAUGGAAGCUUUAUCAAAGCGAGAUGCGGUCAUUACUACAUGACUAUCUUUCUACGGACGGGACUGAAUCUUUCAGAACUACCACUAGAGUAGCUGAUGACGGAUACGCCCAGUCUUCCAUCAAACGUGAUAAAACGAAGAAACUUUUCAAAAUGUCCGAAGUAGACCAAACCGCUUCCGAUUUGAAAGCCGAGCAGGAUGAUCUGGCAGAAAUAUUGAGAGCCUCUGUUCCUGGGCUUGUGCCAAAAUCACGUCAGAUGUUUUCGGCUGGCGACACCAGCAACUCAAACCAGCAAAGUUCGGGAACUGGGCAUAAACUGCUGAUUGAGCCAAGCGUGUUUAAUAUCAGCUUGCUUCUACCUCCAGCGCUCUCCUUUAUCCACCGACUUAAGGAAAUAGUUCCUCCCAAUUCGGAUAUUGUGACCAGCACACUCACGCCGUUCCUGGAUGAAUUUUUGAUAAACGUUUUCCAGCCACAGCUUGAUGAAGCUGUUAGUGAACUUUGUGCCAUUAAUUUCAUAUCGGUGGACUCAUACACCGAGGAUCCUCAGUGGGCUUUGCACUCUACAAGGCCAAUAUUCAGGGGAACCAUAAACUUCAUGAAUUUAAUAAAAACCUUUAGCAGAAUGCUAGAUAGCAUACCUCAUGAUCAAGCUUUCACCCAACUCAUCAUUGAUCAAAUCGUAACAUACUACGAUAAAUGUUCUGGGUGGUAUAAGGCUCUUAUGACUCGAAUAUCUCCAAACCACCCCGGUGGUGUAGCCCUGAAGACUUCAGCAGCAUUUGCCGAAUCACGCGAAUUCCGUGACGUUGGACAAAAAAUAUGGGAAAGCUCUGCCAGCGAGAAACAGGCAUUAAUUAACAAGGAAAUCGAACUUCUCAUCAAUGCAACCAAUGAAAUCUCAUUGAAAGGGUACGAUAUGAUAUCUGAUCCAAAGAUAGUCGGCUCGUUGUCGUUACUUUAUAAUAGCAUGAACUGGCUGUCAAGUAAUCUCUCCAAAUUGCGUCACAUUACUCCUCACCAAACAGACUCAAGCCACACCCAAUCGAGGCAGGUAGCACCCACUCGACGCUGGACACUAGAGACGUCGAUGAGACCAAGACUUGGUGACUUGGAGCGGCCCCUCCGUCUUCCAAUGACAAAAGAAUCUGUAGUUGGUUUCGAUAACGCUAUCAAGUCGAUUCAGAGCCUUGCUUUUACAUCCCUCUUUACUCUCCACCUUGAUAUCCGCUGUGGGUCGAUUUACAUGAUUUCACGGGCCUUAAAGGGCAAAAAGGAUAGCCGGCAAUCAGAUGCAGAUAGAAACCCGUCAACAGAGCAUAACUGGGCCUACAUUCUAACGGUUGAACCAACGUCCGCCUCGCCCUGUGUGCUAGAGUUGAACAACGACCUUAUCUCCUUUGGCGCUAGAAUGUCGACAUAUCUUGGGCCAAAUGAAUGCCGGUAUAUCACUUCAUGCCUUUCAAGGCUGAUAGACCGUGCAUUGGUGUCCAGUACCCGUUUCAUCGGGGCAAUGAAUAACAAUGGUGCACUAAGACUUCAGCUUGAUGUUCUUGUCCUUCAACAGAACCUCAAGAACAUCAUAGUCGUGUCUCCAUCUCCGGCCUCAUCCAGGAGCAAUUUGUCGUUAGACAAGGAGCUUUCUGCCUCUAUGCCCGAAGUUGUGGCACUUCCUCAAAGCGCUAAAUUCCUAGAUUGGUUCCUCGAAGGCUCUGGAAAAACACUGCGACAUGCAAAGCAAGAGAGAGACAGGUUUAAGGAAAUGGGUAGCCAGGCAUUGAAAGAAGGCAAUGGAGAGCCAUUCACCUACGAUGAGCUGAAGGUUCUGAUUGAACUGUGCUUCUCUGCAGCACUCAAGGGUCCUCAAGGGCCUGAGUCAAGAGAGGAAUUCAUGGCCGCUAAACGGGGUAGCGAUGAUGCAUUACUGAGGCUAAGUGAGGUAAUGUGGGACUCUUAG
Molecule: messenger RNA, 3492 nt
Organism: Arthroderma uncinatum
Lineage: Eukaryota; Fungi; Ascomycota; Eurotiomycetes; Onygenales; Arthrodermataceae
Product: Sec8 exocyst complex component specific domain-containing protein
Exons: 9
Coding region: 1-3492 (1163 amino acids)
Biological process (GO): Golgi to plasma membrane transport; exocytosis
Cellular component (GO): exocyst
Source: RefSeq, a predicted model, not a curated record